ACAAGGCUCGUUUUGAUUGUAUUGCGAGUGGUAUAUACAUCAGAUUUUGAAGCUGCAUUGAGCUUGUUUUCGAGGUUGAAAAUGGGCAGUUCUAGGGUUAUUGGUGCUGCAUUCUUGGUUUUGCUCCUUGUGGAGUUAGCCUUUGCUGCUAGGUCAUUGACGACCGUAGGAAAAGGAGGUGGUGGUGCUGGAGGAGGAGGAAGUGGUGGAGGUGGAGGUGGAGGUGGAGGUGGUGCCAAUGGUUUAGGGUCUGGUUCUGGAUAUGGUUCAGGGUAUGGUUCUGGAAGUGGCUCCGGAUAUGGUUCAGGAGCUUAUGGUAGCGGAGGAGGUGGAGGUGGUGGUGGCGGGGGCGGUGGUGGUGGUGAAGGUGGCUCAGGAUCAGGCAACGGGUCGGGAUCCGGGUCAGGGUAUGGGUCUGGCAGUGGGAUAGGUGGCGGUGGAGGUGGUGGUGGUGGUAGAGGAGGUGGUGGUGGUGGAGGUGGAGGCAAUGGAAGUGGAGGUGGGUCAGGCUACGGAUCCGGAUCCGGGUAUGGAAGUGGGUCUGGUUAUGGAAGUGGGUCUGGUAAAGGUGGAGGUGGUGGAGGAGGUGGAGGUAGUGGAGGGGGCGGAGGUGGAGGAGGUGGUUCUGGACACGGUUCAGGCUAUGGAAGUGGCUCAGGCUAUGGUUCAGGAUAUGGCAGUGGUGGAGACGAUCAUUUCUCACCAUAGAUUAAGGAUGAAUUCAACUUAGGUAGCCAUAUAUUAAAAUCUUUGUCAUUUGGAAAAUAAAAAAGCAAUGUCUACCAUCACUGCAUGCAUUUGCAUGGGGUGGAGUACGUUGCAUAUAUAAAUAAAUAUAUAAUAUUAUAAAUGUUUUUAAGUCUGUUGUAAGGGUAAAUAUGACACCAAUAUAUUCUGUGUCAUAUGGUAUGGUUAUCGUAUUAUCAGUAUC
Molecule: messenger RNA, 931 nt
Organism: Durio zibethinus
Lineage: Eukaryota; Viridiplantae; Streptophyta; Magnoliopsida; Malvales; Malvaceae
Source: RefSeq, a predicted model, not a curated record